ACAUCCUGUCCCGUUAGUAGGCUACUCUUCGCUACACAAAUACUGAACUUUGUCAUUCGGUAAACACGAAUUGAACAGCCGGUGGGAAGGUCGAUAAUCCAUCCACUCCUGUAAAAGCUGGAGCAAAUCUGUAUUAGUGAGCGUUAAUCGAAACGAGUGAGGUUCUAUUCAUCAUCAUCAUCAUGAACUUUCUCUUGGAGACUCUUCAUGUGCUUUUGAUGUCACUGGUCUACAGCUUAGAAGCAUUCGUUAGGUUAUUUAUACCGCCUCGAAAAAAGAAUGUGUCCGGAGAGAUUGUGUUGCUGACCGGGGCGGGCAGUGGCAUAGGUCGCCUCAUGGCCCUGGAGUUCGCGCGCCUAGGCGCGCAACCUGUGCUGUGGGAUAUUAAUGAGGACGGUAAUAAAGAGACUGCUCGUAUGAUUAAAGAAACGCAUGGAGCGCGAGCGUACACAUAUACCUGCGACUGCAGCGACCGGGAGGAAGUGUACAGAAUCGCAAACCAGGUAAAGCGUGAGGUUGGUGAUAUCACAAUUUUGAUAAAUAAUGCAGGAAUUGUUACUGGGAAGAAGUUCAUGGAAUCUCCUGAUUCACUCAUAGAGAAGUCUAUGGAGGUCAAUAGUCUGGCACAUUUCUGGAUGUACAAGGCAUUUCUGCCAGCAAUGAUUGCUGCUAAUCAUGGCCAUUUGGUCAGUAUUGCAAGCUCCGCUGGACUUAUUGGAGUAAAUGGACUGGCAGAUUAUUGUGCAAGUAAAUUUGCUGCAGUUGGCUUUGCUGAGUCUAUGGCACUAGAGCUGCUGGCCAUGGGCUGUGAUGGAGUGAAGACCACCAUAGUCUGCCCAUUUUUCAUUAACACUGGCAUGUUUGAUGGUGCCAACACAAAAUGGCCCAGAAUCAUGCCUAUUCUUGAGCCGGAGUAUGCGUGUAGGAAAAUUGUGGAUGCUGUUAGAAGGGAACAGGUUUAUGUUUAUAUGCCUCGAAGCAUCUACAUGGCCAUCGCUGUGAAGAAUCUUUUACCCACUAAAAUGGGUGUGCUGCUUGGUGAAUAUCUAGGAGCGUUCAACUUUAUGGCUAAGUUCAAAGGCCAUGGAAAAAAGAGCAAAUAAUUUCCAGCACCAGCGGAAUUCAGAACCAACCAGUGGACCAGAUGGACAAAUCACAGAGAGAUAUUUGAGGAAACAAAACAGUGUUCUGCCACAAAGUGCUAAGAGAGUGACAUGAAACAAGCAUAAAAGCACUUAUUACACUCAGCACCGUUUUAGCCAUUACAAUGAGCCAGUUUUUAUUUUGUUAUUAUUAUUAUUAGAAUUUUUUAAUAACAGCGAUUAACUCAUUUUGAGCCAUUUGCACUUAAUUUGCACCCAUGUUUUCAUUUAUAUUUAACCAGAACCAAACUACCUUCUAAUGACUUACUUAAUGACUGACUGAUUGUAUUAUGGAAGCAGUUGACUUGGCUUAUUAUUAUGGCUCAUUAAUAAAUGUAUAAUAAUAUUA
This is a messenger RNA of Carassius auratus (goldfish), 1491 nucleotides long. RefSeq names its product short chain dehydrogenase/reductase family 16C, member 5b (gene sdr16c5b). Gene Ontology annotation, cellular component: lipid droplet. Gene Ontology annotation, molecular function: oxidoreductase activity, acting on the CH-OH group of donors, NAD or NADP as acceptor. The coding region runs from base 183 to 1103 and encodes 306 amino acids. Lineage: Eukaryota; Metazoa; Chordata; Actinopteri; Cypriniformes; Cyprinidae. The record is from RefSeq and is a predicted model, not a curated record. The transcript is spliced from 7 exons.